AUGAUGUUCGCAUUCUUUCGCUCCCCUGGCAAGGCCCCAACUCCUGCCCGGGGCAGCCACACUCCCGUCGCUCGUUCCGCCCGCCCGCCGCCUGGACCGUCGAGCGCGCAAUUUGCCCGUAACAUCCGACACUGCGACGAGAAACUGGCCCGGGCGGCUGGUCCAUCUCAUCCAUACACCCGGACCCUCCGCAGGCAGGGGUCUCUCAAGGCGCAACCGUCCCUUCGCAAGGGCGCCUCUCGCCCAACCGACAGGAAUGGCCGUCGCGGCGCCCUCAUGCCUGGGGGCAUCCACAGUGUGGCUAGCUUUCCCGCGAUUGGUGGCGUUGCCCCGGUGGCUAAGCCGUCGACCACACCAGCCACGUUGGCGACCCCCGCCUGGAUGCCCGGCGGCCUGCAGCCCGUCGCCCUGCCGAGCUUCAUGGAGGCGAAUGCCACUUUCGUCCUCCCUGGGGCGGCAGAUCCGGUGUUCGGCAGGCCAUCUGGGCAAAUGGAACCUGCUAUGAACGAGGACGAAGACGAGAUCUUCCGCCGUCAGAUGGCCUCUAUGAUGCGGGCUCACCACGCGACAAAGGGCCUUAUGGAGCAACGCGAAGAGGUAGAGCGGGCUCUAGCAGAAAGGAAGAAAGAAGCGAAGAUGGCGCGCAAAAUGAAGGCGCGACAGGAACGCGAGAGGCUGGCUAGAGCGGAGUUGGCUAGACGAGAAGCUGAGCGGCUGGAGCUGGAGAGGCUUGCGAGGGAAGAGGCGCAGAGAGCAGAGAUCGAACGCCUUCACCGAGAGCGGAUGGCCAGGGAAGCAGCGGAGAGAGAGGCGCGUCGCCAGGAGCAGGAACGCCAAAGGCUUGCGAGGGAGGCCGAGGCUAAGGCUCGCGCUGAGCAGGAGAGACUGGCUAAGGAGGCCGAGGCUAAGGCUCGCGCUGAGCAGGAGAGACUGGCUAAGGAGGCCGAAGCUAAGGCUCGCGCCGAGCAGGAGAGACUGGUCAAGGAGGCCGAGGCUAAGGCUCGCGCCGAGCAGGAGAAACUGGCUAGGGAGGCCGAGGAAAAAGCUCGUGCUGAGCAGGAGAGACUUGCAAUGCUUGCAGCGAUGCAAGCAGAGCGAGAACGUGCCGAGAAAGAAGCUGCAGAGUUGCUGCAAGCAAGAUUCUCUCUUUACGAGGCCAAGUGGAAGGUGCUGAGGGAUGGGGUCAGCUCCGGUUUCAGGAAGCUACACGCUGUGGAACUGCCUUGGCCCAUACUCUGCGAGGUCUCUUCACCGGACGAUAUCACCGAAGCUCGCGUAGCUGAAUUCCUCCUUCAUCCCGCUCGACCUGAGGUUCAAGGCAAGUCCCAUCGCCUGGUCCUCAAACUGGAGGCUGUACGCUGGCAUUCGGACCGUUUCGAUACCAAGGUUUUGCCCAUCGUGGUGGAGGAGGAGCAGGAGAAGGCCGCCGAAGUCGCAGGCCAUGUUACGCGCAUUUUGACAAACUUCCUUAUGAACAUCAAUUAG
Messenger RNA from Pleurotus ostreatus (oyster mushroom), 1485 nucleotides. RefSeq lists its product as uncharacterized. NCBI's taxonomy places the organism in Eukaryota, Fungi, Basidiomycota, Agaricomycetes, Agaricales, Pleurotaceae. Bases 1 to 1485 code for a protein of 494 amino acids. The record is from RefSeq and is a predicted model, not a curated record. Gene Ontology annotation, biological process: canonical NF-kappaB signal transduction. The transcript has a single exon.